AUGAAUGCAGAUGCUGACCACCUCCCAACAGGAGCCCAGGCAGUGAGUGUGCCGAUAUGGACUACAUCCAGUUGGACAGCUUCGGAAGUCCCUCCCAACACGAGCACCUCCUUAGCAGAAAUAGACCAGCAAGGCGAGGCAGAGUGGAGUGGCAAGGCAGGUGAGAUUGCAGGGAUGGUGGUAAUACAGUGUAUCUAUGCCCUGGUGUGUCUACUUGGGUUGCUGGGCAACUCCCUGGUGAUCUUCGUGAUCUUGCGCUAUGCAAAGAUGAAGACAGCCACCAAUAUCUACCUGCUCAACCUGGCCAUUGCUGAUGAACUCUUCAUGCUCAGCAUCCCCUUUGUGGCCACGUCAGCUGCCUUGCACCACUGGCCCUUUGGCCGGGCCCUGUGCCGUACCGUGCUGGGUGUAGAUGGGCUUAACAUGUUCACUAGCGUCUUCUGCUUGACUGUGCUCAGCCUGGACCGCUACAUUGCAGUGGUGCAUCCUCUCAGAGCAGCCACGUACCGCCGGCCUCGAGUGGCCAAGAUGGUCAAUGGGGGUGUGUGGUUACUCUCCUUGCUGGUAGCCUCACCUAUUCCCAUCUUUGCUGGUACAGCAACUACCCAUGAUGGCCAGGCUGUAGCAUGCAACCUGUUGUGGCCAAGCCCUGCCUGGUCGGCUGCUUUUGUUGUCUAUACAACCUUACUGGGAUUCCUGCUGCCAGUGCUAGCAAUGGGUCUGUGCUACCUGCUGAUUGUGGGAAAGAUGCGGGCAGUGGCUCAGCGAGUGGGCUGGCAGCAGCGCAGGCGCUCUGAGGGCAAGCUCACACGGCUGGUGCUCAUGGUGGUUGCCAUGUUUGUGGUGUGCUGGAUGCCCUUCUAUGUGGUCCAGCUGGUGAACCUUCUGCUGCCUGGCCGCUUGGAUGCCACUGUGAACAAUGCCUCCCUCAUUCUCAGCUACUCCAACAGCUGUGCCAACCCCAUCCUCUAUGGUUUCCUCUCUGAGAACUUCCGGCACUCCUUCCACGGCGUGCUGCGGCAGUGCUUUGACAUUAGCUUCUGCUGCUGCCACACUGACUCAGAGAUGGCAGAGGAGGAGGAGGAGGAAGAGGAACCUCUUGACUACUGUGCCACUCCCCGGGGGGAUGACAAGAAUAAGGGCUGCAUGUGCCCACCGCUGUCUUGCCAGCAGGAGCCAGUGCACCCUGAGCCCUACUGCAAGCCUGGCACCCUCGUUACAAAGACCACUACCUUCUAA
This is a messenger RNA of Rhea pennata, 1239 nucleotides long. It is a transcript of the gene SSTR4, whose product is annotated as somatostatin receptor 4. The coding region runs from base 1 to 1239 and encodes 412 amino acids. Gene Ontology annotation, cellular component: plasma membrane; neuron projection. The transcript has a single exon. Gene Ontology annotation, biological process: neuropeptide signaling pathway; cellular response to glucocorticoid stimulus. NCBI's taxonomy places the organism in Eukaryota, Metazoa, Chordata, Aves, Rheiformes, Rheidae. The record is from RefSeq and is a predicted model, not a curated record. Gene Ontology annotation, molecular function: somatostatin receptor activity; neuropeptide binding.